AUGGACCUGCUCAGCGUCGCUGUCUUCGCCGUGCUGGCGGCCGUCCAAGCGCUGGGCCUGCUGCUGACCAAGGAGCAGAAGGCGGGCAUGUCCCGCCUGCUGGCGGCCCCGCUGCGCGCGCUGGCCGGCUGGCUGACCGCGCUGGCCGGCAGAGGCACCACCGGCCACCUGCCGCCGCGACCGUGGGGUCUCCCUGUCAUCGGCAACAUGGUCCAGCUCGGCCUCAAAACCAACCCAUACGAGUGCAUGACAGAUCUGAGCCGCCGCUUCGGCGCCGUCUACGGCCUCCGUCUGGGCGGCACCGAGGCCGUCGUCGUCAACGACAUGGCCAGCAUUCGCGAGGUGCUCGUCACCAAGGGCGACCACUUCGACGGCAGGCCCAACUUCCUGCGCUACCACCAGCUGUUUGGCGGCGACCGUGAUAACUCUCUGGCGCUCUGCGACUGGUCCAAGAAGCAGGUGUCGCGGCGGAACGUGGCGCGCUUCUUCAUGCACGUGCGGCCCGGCACCGACGUCUUCCAGAUGUUGAACGACUCGAUUCUAUCCGAGUUGACCAGUGUCGAGAAAAUGCUGCGAGAAACGCGCGGCCGACCCAUGGCCUUCAAGCCAUUCAUCCAGACGGUGUCCUGCAACAUCUUCAGCGACUACCUCUGCUCCUUCAAGUUCGACAUGCACGACCCCGAAUACCAGAAGCUCGUGCGCAACUUUGACGAGAUCUUCUGGGACAUCAACCAGGGCUAUGCGAUGGACUUCAUCGAGUGGCUCAAGAUCUUCCGCAUGGGGGCGCUCAGGAAUCUACAGCAGCUUUCUAGCAGCAUCCGGCAGUUCAUCAACGACAGGAUUGUCAGCCACCACAAGAAGACCAUCGACUACGACAGCCCCAGGGACUUUGUUGACAUGCUGCUCCGACGUAUGAACACUCAAGAGGGAGAGCACGAGCAAAUCUCGGAGACGACAGCGCUGUAUGAGCUGGAGGACUUCCUCGGAGGCCACUCCGCAGUCGGCAACAUCAUCAUGCAGACUAUCACACAGAUUGCCCGGAAUCCAGACGUGAUGGUCAAGAUUCAGGAGGAGCUGGACGAGCGCAUCGGAGACAGACAGCUGUGUCUAGAGGAUCGGCCCAGCCUGCCUUACACGGAGAGCACAAUGUACGAGGCGCUGCGCGUCUGCUCAAGUCCCAUCGUGCCGCACGUGGCCUCGCGCGACUCCACCAUCGGCGGCUACGACGUUCACCAGGGUGCCAUCGUCUUUAUCAACAACUACGAGCUGAACAUGAGUCCGCAGCUGUGGUCAGAGCCAGAAAAGUUCAACCCGGCCCGGUUUGUGCGGAACGGUGUCAUGGUGAAGCCGUCGCACUUUCUGCCCUUCUCCACCGGCAAACGCAGUUGCAUGGGCUCCAAGAUGCUAGCCAACAUUGCCUUCCUCACGGUGGGCACCAUCCUGUCCAAGUUUGAUGUACUGCUGCCGGAGGACCCCGAAAACAUGCGCAUGGUGGAGGAGCACAUGCGGCCCGGCUGCCUGGCGCUACCCGUCGACUCGUUCAAGAUCGCCUUCAGGGAACGGGCGUCGGCGUGAGCUGACUGGCGUCCGCUGGCGGAAACGCUCGUCAGUGCUGGCAUCACGUAAGGAAAUAGCCCAGCGUCACAUCCUCGGCACAAAACGUAAAGUUGCUCUGACAAACCGAACCACCGCAGCGCCGAAUUCACCCCCAUGUCAGUAUGGUUCCCGUGCUGUUGCGCGGGCGUCGCUGGCGCUCACACCUAGGCGUUUUCUAGUUAUCAGUUUCUGCAGAAUCGCAAUGCUAAAGGCCCCAUUCAUCUCGAACUGCUGGCUGUGAUCUCCAGAACUUGAUCUCCGUCGAUGGGUCUGCUCCCAUCCCACCGAUCCACCCGACCCCUGCUCAUCGUCUUCCGUCGGAAAGGCGACUGGCUAGUGCCGGGCCCACUCGACAACAAGCCGAAUAUUUGUAUUUAUUUUUUCGUGGUUAAGAGCAGGGCCGAUAACCUAGCUUCUGCGUAGGUGGCUGAGGUCUCUCGUUGCUAUUCUACAUAAUACUUACCGAUUUAUAACUCUUCCGAGUAGAGCUCCCUCGUUGUUUUGCACAUAUGCGGGCAGUAACAUAGGGCAGGCACCUAUGAUAUUAACAUUGUGAUAUUAGCGGGCACCCGCAAGUCGCGCGGAUAGCAGCAUUGGCAAGUCCAGGUUUUCGCUACACCGUACCCGCAGUGGCGAGGGCCGCUUUGCACGCUGUUCAUUUGUUCUUGUUUUGUUUGUGAGCCUCACACGGCGAACGCAUCACCACCAUCGGACACCCGGGCUGUCUGACACCACCACCACUUCAGACACUCGGGCUGUCUGACACCACCACCACUUCAGACACUCGGGCUGUCUGACACCACCACCACUUCAGACACUCGGGCUGUCUGACACCACCACCACUUCAGACACUCGGGCUGUCUGACACCACCACCACUUCAGACACUCGGGCUGUCUGAAGCCACCACCACUUCAGACACUGGGGCUGUCUGAAGCCCAUGAUGACCCCAGUCGAAGGUGAUCACGAGAUCGGGCACCGGUAGUACAUGGUCACGUGUCCAUCUGCAUUGAGGAGGUGUGAGGAGGUGAUGUGUACCUUGAAGGAGGAGGUGGCCGCACGUCCCCAGAAGCCGGCAGGACGCGCUAUGUGCAACUGAGAUGGAACACAGCUGGGUGGAGAUUAGGUACUUAGGCUGGUACCUGGGCCUGUCAAGUAUAUUCAUGGUGCUUGGAGUUUGGCUUUAAAUGGAUGCUCCGUCCGUUAGAGUCUAAUCUUUGUUUCGACUCGAGACUCCAUUGAUCUGCUGGAGCCUUCUAUGAUCAUGGUUGAAGAUAUUCACUGUGUACAAAGGCUGUAACCUCUGUUCUUCGAUACUCCCUUUGUUGUUGUUAUUGUCAAUAAACUAUGAGUGAAAAUGAA
This is a messenger RNA of Pollicipes pollicipes, 2956 nucleotides long. Its product is annotated as cytochrome P450 307a1. Bases 1 to 1575 code for a protein of 524 amino acids. The transcript has 4 exons. Gene Ontology annotation, molecular function: oxidoreductase activity, acting on paired donors, with incorporation or reduction of molecular oxygen; iron ion binding; heme binding. The record is from RefSeq and is a predicted model, not a curated record. Lineage: Eukaryota; Metazoa; Arthropoda; Thecostraca; Pollicipedomorpha; Pollicipedidae.